AUGAGAUUGAAACGUGAACUACCUUGUAGCGACGAAAAAAAUGCUUCCAGGCAACCGGAAUCAGAUGAAAAUGUAGGCUUAUGGAAAGAGAAUUUUUGCAAGCAAAUGACGAACCAUUGGGAUUUUCAGUGCUCAAACUAGACAGAGAUAAACAAAGAGUCUUGAAAAACGCGUAUUGAGCGUAUACCGAAUAUACUGUAGGCACAAGACACAACACCAUCUGGGCAGUUCGAUCGUAUUUGGAAAGAGUGGGCCGAAGGUAGAAGCGCUAUAACGAACAAUAUGUGUAUGGGUUUGUCGAAGCAAAGAUUCUAAAUUUGUUUUCAAUAGGGUUUUAUUUGGGUAAGAAUCUAAAAGCAAGUGGAGGGAAUUUGACAUCUCUAUAGGGAAAAGGGGGGUUGAUGAAUAGAAUUCAAUUGAAUUGAUGAUUAAAUAUUCACCAGGUUUUAUCUAAGUAUAUAAAACCUGAUUUUUGCGGGUUUUAUAUAUAUAUAACCCGCAAAAAUCCGGGUUUUAUAUAGAUAAAACCCGUGAAUUUAUAAUUAUUAAUUCAAUUCUAUUCAUCAACCCCACUUUUCCCUGGAGAGAUAUCAAAUCCCUCCCCUUGCUUUCGGAUUCUUACCCAAAUAAAACCCUAUUGAGAACAAUAGAAAUCCGCACAAAUUCGAACUAAAGCUGGAUAAUGCUUUACAUCAAACCAUGUUAAAACAAGCGACGGUUCGUUUAUGUUCAUCUUCAGUUCCAAAUACGUUACCAUAAUUUGUGGAUUUGUAUGCUAAUUUCAAAAUUAGUCGUGUUCCGUGCGAUCUGAUUUGUCAAAAAUAUUGCGAUUAAUUCCCCCAAAUUCCUCGAUGUUGAGCUUUAAUCGCAUCGUCUUGAAGUUAAUUAAAAAGCAUUAUUUUUCUCGUGGAAUGUUUUUCCAACUCGGAAUUCUCCGACAGAGUCAAGCUUUUUUCCGUUAGGGUUUUUCCGAUAGAGCAUAUGUUUUUUAUCGUUUCGGAGUUAUAUCCGCCCUCACAUACACGAAUUUUCAUAUUUUCUGAAAAAGAGGACUAUAUAGAAGGAAUGAUUGAUUGGAAAGUGACGGAAACAGUGGCGUAACCAGCCCGACAAUUUAGUCCCGCUAUGCAUAUUCAAAAUUAUUCUCGUUAUUCAUUUCUUUAGAAAUUGAUUGUUUUCACUGUCAAUGAACAUGGUUGUAUUUGCAUAACGGGACAAAAUAGUCGGGCUGGCUACGCUGCUGGACGAAAAGCAGAACCUAGAUAGAUUACCUUUAGGAACCUGCUAUCAUUGAAUGGAGCAUUUCAUCCACCAAUGGUGGUUGAUAGACUGUGUCUAGAGAGGAGAAUCGGUGGCCGGGGUCUCACCAGUAUUGAAGAUUGCAUCAAAUAAGAUUUCAUAAUACGUAUAUUUCAAUGAUCGGUCAGAACCACGUAUUUCGACAGCAACGAUGUAUGGCACCAUGUAUUUAUGACAGUGGUGAUUGUCUUGCUCUAUAAUAUUUGAAUGAUAUCAUGAUCAUCAUCUUUUGUUUCUUCGUGAUCUCAAGCAGCAAGGUGAUACUCUUACCUUACUGUAAGCACUCAAUAAUACUUACUGAGAGCAGGGAAAAACUGUAUAUUGCCUUAUAAUAAUUAUUAUUUUUCACAGAAAUAUUCUUACUAACAGUAAAUUGACGUAUUUGCUGUAUUAUAAAAAUCAACUAAUCUUCUCUAUAUCCAGAUAUAGGUGUUCCUGGCACAACUAAUCUUCCUGCCGGGAUUCUUCUUCCAACUAAAGGUACGACAUAAUUAGGAAUACCGAAUGGUUUUCCGUGCGGUAUUGCGUGAUCCAUGCGCGCGGGAUGUUUCGACCCAUUCGGAAAGCUUAAAAGCUCGAACCGCUAGCUGAGAGCUUUUCUACGCUCUCCAAAAGUCGAGAAACAUCCCAAGCGCAAUGGAUCACGCUAUCCUGCACGAAAAACCACAGGCUCAUGGUUUUAUAAAAGGACAACACUGAAACAAUUUUCAGGUCAAUUCACUCUCUGUAGUUAUUGUAAACAUUUGGUCACUGUUUUGGUGAACUUACAGCUCGUUUAAUAGGCAAUUCCAGCUUUUAGUUUAUGCGUGGAGAGGACGAUGGGAAGUAAGGUAUCACAUUGCUGAUUAUGCUGAAAAAAUUAAAAUGGUGGUCGUGUAAACACGGAGUGACAGCUUUUACUUGUAAAUAUUGAAAUAUUUCGAUUGUUUCGCUAGUUUUUAUUGACAUUUUUCAGCAUAAUCGACAAUAUGAUACCUUACUUCCCAUCAUCCCCUGCAGGCAUAAACUAAAAGCUAGAAUUGCCUAUAUACUGUUAUUGUUUAUUUCAUGCAUUAAAAUAUUUACGUUUUCCGACAUUUCGUAAACCCAGCGCCAGCGGAAGGCAUUUAAGUUUCCCGUGGAUGUUUUAUUAAACAAUUUAGACGGAAAAUAUUUUUCAGCGGGUAUAAUAAAUAUAGGUUAUCAUAUAAGGGAUGAGGUGAUAUCAGUUUUAUCGCUCGAGGGAUGAUAUCACAAUUGUCACGAGCGAGCGCAGCGAGCGAGGGACAAUUGUGAUAUCGUCCCGAGAGCGAUGAAACUGAUAUCACCGAAUCCCGAGUACGAUAACCUAUUUAUUAUAUACUUGUACCUUUAUCAGGGUUUGACACCCAAAAGUAAACAGUUUUGAAAAAAUAGGAUCAUUUUGGAAUUCAAAACAAUUCAUCAUUUACUGAACAAAUAUGAUUUUAGAAAAUAAAUAGACCAUUCAUAUAAAUAAUAUACAAUUUAAGUCUUUCGUUUUGUAUUAUCGUUCUUGUUUUCUUUGAUAAACUGUCGACAUCAACCAACACGAACCUCGAGUCGGCCAUCUUUGUUUUGACAAGGCGCGAAAUUUAGCGGGACAAAAAACGAUAUCCGGGACAAGAAACGAUAUCCGGGACAAAAAACGAUAUCCGGGACGAUAUCGUUUUUAUGUCCCGCUGCUUCCUACCUGAUAAAGGUACAAGUAUGUGAUAAUAUGGGAUAUUGUAAUGGGGAAAAUUCCAUGCUACAAACUGAAAAAUUCUUAUGGGUUUAUACCUUUUUGAAAAAUUACAGCCUUCUUUUGGCAAUUUACACACUAUCAUUGAUCUAAAUGGUUUUAUUUUUCUGAUACCAAUAUGAAUAUAUUCUUGCACAGUGCCAAGGUUAAUUUUGUUUAAUAUUCAUUUGAAGUCUGUGGCAUGACCUGUGGUGACCACAGUGUGGUCUCUUCCACAUUUGACUAGGCAACCGAGUUUAUGCCAGGUCAAGUCGAUGGCAACACAAUCAGAUAUACGACCACUUGGCUAGGUAAUAUUCCUGUAUGGAGAUUGCAACUGCAUGAAUAUUAAAACAAGUGCAUGAAUCUUCCUAAAGUCACUGUGGAAGAUCAAGUGAUAUUAUCAUUAGAAAAUACACCCAUGCAUGAACUAUAUUAUCAUAGCACAAUCUAUAAGCAAAGGCUACUAAAGUAGGAUCUUUACAUGCCAGAAUAGGCCAGUUAGUAAAUGAUAUGCAAUUAAUAUUGAUAAAUACAGAAACAAAGCUCUUGACGGAGAUUAAAAUACAUCAGGUUUUCAUGGCCAGAAAUGUGGAUUCCCCAACAAUAAGCAGUUUACGUCGACCAUUAAAGAUCCGUUUCCCUUCUGACAAAACGUGCCGCCAUUUCCACUGGAAAAGAAGUGAAAUCAUGCACAAUACUUAAUUUUGCAAUUGCACCACUAGAUCCAUAGUAUAUCCAUACUAUUUCCAUACAAUAUCCAUACUAUGGAAAUAUACAAUUGUUAUGGAUAAUCAAAAUCCAUUCUAUUUUCAAUAAAGGUCCAUACAAUUUCCAUUCUAUGACCUUCUGUCGAUUUUCAAAAUUGUUCCCAGUGAUCCUCGUAAACAACGCAACGAAUAUACGCAUAGCAAUUUUGAAAGAAUUCGUCCAUGUUAACCGCGUGCAAUUCAGCGUGAUAUAAUUUGCUAUAUAUACGAUGAUUCGCGCGACCAUUAGCGCCCAAAAACAUUGCCUAAACUGCGCUUAUUUUAAAAUAUUGCGCCAUACGUUUGGUAUCAACACGAAGCUUAGAAACAAAGCUUUUUGAUAGUUUAGGAUUAAGGAGGGUUUGUUUUAAAGCUAUUAAAUAAACGGGGCCUAAAUUAAUUUAGUAGUUUCAUUUAAUUGUUUGUCUUGCUUUUAUUUGUCAGUACAGAAUAUUGUAAAUUAAAAUAUUACUACAAUGCAAUACGCGUAGUAUUUCAUCAGACAUCUGCACUACAUUAUACAUACUGUGCAAGGAAAACUACAGCUUAAAUAUUAGUAGACGUUUCUUCUUUUGUCACGAAACAUCACAGCUCACAUCGACACUACUUCUGAGUUUUGUAACCGGCCGAGGCGAAAGUAAAUCAUGCAGUCGAGAAAACGCCUCACCUCGAAAGAUUAUUUUGCAAAACAUUCUCGUACACACAAGAAUCGUAAAAAUACAAAUGUUGAAUUGUUAAUAUUGUCAACUGUCAAGUUCAGUUAUUUUUAGACAAUAUGGUGUUAGCCAAUCAGAAUGCAAAAUUGACCGGCCCAGACCAGGGCUUUCUCGUGCCUCGCCUCGUCCUCAUACGAAAGCCCUGGGAACGAGGUUGCUAGACCCUAUCAAAUGCUUUGCUGAUGUCGAGAAACACCACACUUACUGCCUUGCCUAGUACGAAAGUUUUGUAUAUCUUAUGCGUUAAAUAUAAGGUUUGAUUAACUGUAGAAUCACCUGGGCGAUAGCCUGACUGCAUAGGAUCUAAAAAACAUAUGUCAAGCAAAACAAUUAUAUAAUCUCGUGAAAACAAUUUCUCCAUUACUUUUGAUAACGACGCUAAUAAAGAUGAUGGGUCUGUCAUCUAUUUUCGAUUGACGAUCAACUUUAGUUUUGAAAAAAAGGAAUAACAUUAGCCAUCUUCCGGUGCUCUGGAAAAACUCCAGAAACAAUGAGAGGUUGACCAAUCGUGUGAAAACACCUGUUAUGUUGUGACGUAUAAAAUAUAAUUCCAAAUACAGUAUAUAUAAUUAUUUUUCCAGGUACCACUCUAGGAAAAACAUCUGCUGGUAGUGAAAAAUCUGCAAUUGAACCAGGUGUAGUUGCUGCUGGAAUAAUAGCCUCCAUUAUUUUUCUUGUUCUUGUUGUGGUUGCCUUUGUUCUUGUACGAAGAAAAAAUCGAAAAAAACAGCGCGAAGAAUCGGUAAAG
Molecule: messenger RNA, 5232 nt
Organism: Paramuricea clavata
Lineage: Eukaryota; Metazoa; Cnidaria; Anthozoa; Malacalcyonacea; Plexauridae
Source: the annotation of a GenBank genome assembly